Messenger RNA from Cydia pomonella (codling moth), 5290 nucleotides. Its product is annotated as neuronal acetylcholine receptor subunit beta-2-like. The record is from RefSeq and is a predicted model, not a curated record. Gene Ontology annotation, cellular component: neuron projection; membrane; synapse. Gene Ontology annotation, molecular function: transmembrane signaling receptor activity; extracellular ligand-gated monoatomic ion channel activity; neurotransmitter receptor activity. NCBI's taxonomy places the organism in Eukaryota, Metazoa, Arthropoda, Insecta, Lepidoptera, Tortricidae. Gene Ontology annotation, biological process: chemical synaptic transmission; signal transduction; regulation of membrane potential. Bases 792 to 2015 code for a protein of 407 amino acids. The transcript has a single exon.
UAGUGAUUACUUAUUUCUAAUAGGGUGCAUUCAGACGCUUCUUCUAUGUUUAAAUCGGUAGGUCUUUUUUAAUAGGGUCUAAAUUGUAUUAUUUUUGUUUUGGCUGUAUUUAUUAAUAGGUUGUGUUCCUGUAACCGGUGAAUGUCUUCAACAGACUGAUUGUCUUACAUUUAUGAAAACAGUACCUAUAGACGUAUUUCCGAUUUUAAAACUAAAUUAUUAAAGAAAAUAUAUCCCAUGCGUUGAUAUUGAUCUAGUAUCACCGGUUAUUAAACAUCCCAUUAUUAUUAUACCCAUUAUUAUACAUUAUUAUUAAAAUUUUAUUUUGACACCUCCAAAUUUUAUUAGUACUAGUACUCUGACAUUGGGGACCUUUUACAUCUCCAGAUUUAAUGUGUUUUUAACCAUAGAGACUAUACAUCUCUAUUGUAUUGUAGUAAUUAUUUAUUUUAAGAUUAUUAUAAUGUAAUAUUUACCCAGGUAUUGGCUGUUGUAUUUAUAAAAUGUUGUUAUGUAUUUUUCAUGUCACUAUAUGAUGUUACUAUAAAUGUUGUAUUGACUUGUAAAAGAGCCCUUGAGGCCUACUUGCAGAAUAAAUUUUUGAAUUUUGACCUUGGGUACGAUUGGAGUCCGAUUUAUGAUCUUUGGGCUAUUUGUCGAUAACACCGCGAUAAUAGUCAUCAUCGUCAGAAUAGGUCAAUAAAAAACACAUCGUUAUCUCAAAGUGGGCGUUUACCAUAUCAAAUUCCCUGAAGCCAUUACUACAACGAAUUAGCAGUUAGCCACCAAACAUGGCCUCAUACACUUAUAUUUGUAUUUUAGCCAUUAUUAUUAAGUUCAGUUAUGGCCAAGAUUGUGCUUUAGAGUCCUUAUGGCCAUCAGAAGUCCCUGUAGAAAAGAGACUGGAAACUAAAAUACUUAAUUGUUACGAUUAUAGAGAAUCACCAAACAGUAACACCACAAAAAGAGUAGAAGUAGAAGUGGCUUACAUGAUACAAAUGCUACGAUUUGACGAUCAAGAAGAAGUACUUACUAUUUACAGUUGGACAAUCAUGGAAUGGGAGGAUGCUAGAUUGAAGUGGGAUUUGGACCAUUAUAAAGGUAUCAAGACAACGAUUUUAAACUUCUAUGAUAUUUGGACGCCAGAAUUAAAGGUCAAAAACUACGAGAUUGAAGAUUCCGAAUCGUUUAUAACUAUUUAUGAAUGUUUAGUGAACAAUACUGGUCAUGUUAGAUGUAUACAAUCUAAUGUACAUUCUCUUAUGUGCAGUUCUGCAAUGAAAGAUUGGCCAUACGACAGAAAAUACUGCAAUUUAAAGAUAGACGAUGACUCAUGGUCACAGAGCGAAGCAAACAUAGUGUUCACAAAGUUUAAGUUCUUAUCAUUUGAGGACACGUAUACUGCCUGGAGACUGAUACAUUCUGAGGAACAUCUGAAUUUAACUAGAGAUUAUCAAGCUUCUAUAGAAUUUGUUUUGGAAAGAGUGGCAGAAGGUCUGGAAGCUGCUAUAGUGGUUCCAGCUUUUGUGAUGUCCGUGCUAACUAUAAUAACAUUCUUUUUGAAUGUUAACGCCAACGUAAGGUUAGGAAUGUUGUGUACCAGUUUAUUCAGCCAUUAUUUGUUUUUAACUGAAGUUAACAAAAGCAUACCGAAGCAUAGUGUCGAUGCUCCUAAAAUUUUACUUUUUAUUACUGGUUCUAUGACAAUGACGUUGAUGAACAUAGUAUUAACAUUGACUUUGAAGUAUUUAUGCUCACGUAAAUCUUCUCCACCUGUUUUAGUUACUUCAAUUAAUUAUCUUAUUCUAAAUGGAUAUGGUGAGUAUUUGGUUUUCCCAAGGUGGAGCGCUAUUAUUGACAACAAAAGUGUCUUGGACUCAAUAAGUCAAGAAACCGAAUGGUUUGAUUUCUCUAAUAUUAUCAAUAGCAUUGUCUUUAUCGUCAGUGUAAUUACUUAUAUAGUUAUGUAUUCUAUUUACUUGCCUCAUGAGGAUUACAUACCUACCACAAAUUGAUUAAAUUCCUAAAUGAAAGUGUUUAUGAACGAAUGAAUGAAUGAAUUAAUAUUUUUAUUUCAUGUAACACAUGGACACAUAUUUUCAUUAGUAGAACUUACAAACUAAGGGGUUAGUAAGUACAGCAAAAAUUUAUUUAAAAUAAAACAACACUGAUGGGGGAAUGCAAUCCCUCACAGUGGGACAAGUAGGGACAGUCAACCCUAUCCGCUAUCAUUCGUAGGAUGCUGUUGGGACUGCCACGCACCCGGCGCACCAGGGAUGCUGCGCGUGCACGCAUGGUAGUAUUAUAAAAACAGUCCACGUGCGCCGUCACGAACAUCCCCGAUGGGCCCGAUGCUCUACAGAAACGGGGCAGCCCCAUCAGCACCCGGAACGCAUUAUUGUACUGGACCCUAAGGGCCCCGUUGCCCGUUGCGUAUACUGCGCCCACAAAUUGCAAGUGUAGAGGGUAGUGCAAAAUGCCCUCAACAGUGUGACUUUAACCUGUUUUGAGCACCUUGCAAAUCUGCGGGCGAUCAUAUUCGCCCGGACCGACAGAGCCCUUCGUUCCCUCUCCGUAUCCAGGUCGUCCUUGAGGUCGGUCGCGAGAACAUGGCCUAGGUACUUAAAAUGGUCCACUCUAUCUAUGGGGGCACCAUUGAGGCAAAUAGCAGGAACAUCCAUUGUCUUCUUGCGACCGCACUCAAACACCAUGAACUGACUCUUGGUUGCGUUAUAUUUAAGACCAUGAUUUGAGACAUACGUUUCGCAAAUUCGCAACAGUUUACGCAGCCCACACACCGACGCGCUCAGCAGCACCAUGUCGUCCGCAUAGCUUAUGUUGUUGACACAAACUCCAUCCACAUGACAGCCGACAUGGGUUUUACUGAGCGCCUCGAUUAGUCCAUUAUAACAUACAGAUUGAAGAGAGUGGGUGAAGUGAAGCCCCCCUGUCUCACCCCACACUCCAACCUGUACUCAUCAGAUAACACGUCUGCCCAACUAACGCAGUUGACCUGGUUUCCAUAGCAAUACUUAAAUAUUCGAAUGGUUUCCUGCGGUACACUGGUAUUCUCCAGCUUCUUCCACAGUAUAUCAUAGGAAACCAGGUCAAGGAAACAGGCUACCACCGGGGUUUUACUUUUGGCAUAAUACCUGACAGUGUGCUUAAGACAUAGGAUCGCAGACUCAGUAGAUAACUGUGGUCGGAAACCUAGUUGGUUAUCAUGCAGUUUCACAUGGCUAUUUAACUGGGAGUUAAGCACACUAUCAAGUAUUUUUGCCAUGACUGUUGCUAACGAAAUGGAUUUGUAGUUACUCCUAUCUGCCAGGUCUCCGGUCCUGUUUUUGACAAUAUGUACGACGAUCGUCCGCAUUAAAUUAUCUGGCAGAUAAGAAUGCCUGAUACACAAGGUUUAAAACAUUGCCAACACUCUCGAUAUGUGGGGACCUGCAUGUUGGAGGUGCUCAAUAGAGAGACCGUCGUAUCCCGGAGAUUUACCUCCAGACAUUGAUUUUAUAAUUUAUCAAUGUCCUUAGCAGUAAGGCUAGGACCCACACUCUCUAUCUCGGCCUCACUAUCUAACCCCUCCAACUUUGAUCGUGCAAUCGUCUGACUAAUAAUGUGUUUUAUUAUUUUUAAAUUGGCGAAUUGACUCUCUAUCAUGUUAGUAUAGGUGUAAAACUAAAAUUACCUAUUAUCAACAUUUUAAUUAUUGAUUAAACUAUAUCUUAAAAGAUAUUAAUCACUUAUUUUCAUAAUUCACGCUCAAAGACAUCCACACCUUGAGGUACGAGGGAAAUAUCUAUAUUAACUCUUUUUCAUUAAGCUAUAUAAAAAGUUACGUUUGCUCUAUUGUGUCAUCGCCAUCAAACAUACGUCCACAGCAAUAAUAUUUACAAUGGUCAGACCGGACCACCUAUCUAGUUUACUGAAUGUAAUUAUCAACCCUGAACCAUUUGCAAAUGGUGUGGUGUCAAAUGACACACGAUAACGUCAGGGGGCGUUGUCGUACUAAGUUUCAGUCAGCCAAUUCAGUGUUAAAACAGAUAUGAUCGAGCCAUGUUCUCGCAAAUAGUCCUACUAAUAUUUCUCGGCAUACUUUAUCCCUCGUAUUCGCAAGAUUGCGUAAUGUUGGUUACAAAAGAAGAUGCAUGGGAUAAAAAACUGCAUAUGGAUAAAAUGGCAAGUUAUGGUGACAGGCAACCACCGCGAAACCAGUCUUGUGUUCCCGUCAAAGUGCAUUUCCAAUUGAAGACAUUCGCUUUUGACGAAUAUGCAGAUAGAUUCACAGCUAAAUUGUGGACUCGUAUGAUUUGGAGAGACGAACGCCUCACUUGGUCGCCUGAAGAGUAUGGAGGAGUCAGCAAGAUGGUCGUGCUCCCAGCUGAUAUUUGGACGCCAUCAUUGAAACUACUUAACAGCGUCGAUCCGGACUACUUUAAUAUGGAUAUAGAAGAAUGCCUCGUCCACAAUAAUGGAGAAGUUAUGUGUGUUCCGGAAAUAAUAUACGAAUCAUUCUGUAAUGCUAAAUUAAGAGAUUGGCCGUUUGAUGUUCAGAAUUGUACCCUCCAGUUUGGCGAUGGUGAUAGACUUUCCUCUUCCAGAUUUCGCUUUAAAGGAAGAGGUUUAACGCUUGGCCUUGUAGAAUAUGGCAAUGGUUGGAAUAUUAUGCUGAAGGAUUUGAAGGAGGACCCCGAUUCUGACGUACAGCUGUCAUUUACUUUAAUAAUGGAAAGACAAGCGUCCGGUUUAGUAGCUGUAUUGGUUGGCCCUUGUUCCAUUCUUUGUAUAUUGACUACUACAUCUAUUUUGAUGAAUGUAAACUAUUAUAUCCGCUUGGGAUUUUUAUGUUUUAGUCUCAUAAGUCAUUUUGUAUUCUUAUUUUUUAUUGACGACUUUUUGCCAAAGCAUAGUGGCGAUACCCCCGUUAUAUUAUUCUUCGUCCGUGAUUCCAUAAUCUUGACAAUAACUUCAGUGCUUUUCACAUUUGUUUUGAGCAAAAUUGUAAAAAGAAAAACUGUACCAUUUGAAUGGGUAUCUUUAGUAUCAAACAAAGUGUUUUUUAGCUUUGGUCAGUACUUGAUUUUUCCAAGAUGGAGAGUGGAUCCUGAUUCUAAAGAUACUAAUGUAAAGAAUAAAGAGAUAUGGACCAAUAUGGCUAAUAUUUUGAACAGUGCUUAUUUGGUUGUAGAUAUUAUUGUUUAUAUAAUUUUGUUUAGAUCUUACAUGCCUAAACAACCACCAGCACAAUACUAACUGAAAAAUCACGAUUAAAAUUAUUUGCACACAA